AUGGAGUAUCACCACACCUCAGAGAUGAACGGUGUAGUUGCAGAUUACUUUAGCAUGUGCAACGAGCCUGAACGCAACAGUUUGUGCAGAGAAGAGAAGCACUCCGAGGACGCUGCCGAUUCAAACAACCUGUGUCACAUUGAGAAAGCUUACAGCACCAUACUGAGUGAGCUUGGAGAGGACGUGGACCGGGAGGGACUUUUACGUACACCACUACGAGCAGCCAAAGCCAUGCAGUUCCUCACCAAAGGCUACAAAGAAACGACCCAAGAUAUCUUGAACGACGCAAUCUUUGAUGAAAACCAUGAAGAGAUGGUGAUUGUCAAAGACAUCGAUUUGUUCUCUCUCUGUGAACAUCACCUGGUGCCCUUCUAUGGCAAGGCUCACAUAGCAUAUCUACCAAACAAGAAAGUGGUUGGUCUCAGCAAACUCGCAAGAAUUGUUGAGAUCUACAGCAGGAGGCUUCAAGUUCAGGAGCGUCUAACCAAACAGAUCGCUUCCGCCAUCUCUGAGGCGCUGGAGCCUGCUGGAGUGGCAGUGGUGAUUGAGGCUGCCCACAUGUGCAUGGUGAUGAGAGGUGUGCAGAAGAUGAACGCCAGCACUGUUACAAGUGUCAUGCUGGGAAGAUUUCAUGACGAUCCCGAAGUCAGGACGGAGUUUCUGGCUCUUACAAUGAAGAAGUAA
Molecule: messenger RNA, 684 nt
Organism: Lates calcarifer (barramundi perch)
Lineage: Eukaryota; Metazoa; Chordata; Actinopteri; Centropomidae
Product: GTP cyclohydrolase 1
Exons: 6
Coding region: 1-684 (227 amino acids)
Biological process (GO): tetrahydrobiopterin biosynthetic process; tetrahydrofolate biosynthetic process
Cellular component (GO): cytoplasm
Molecular function (GO): zinc ion binding; GTP binding; GTP cyclohydrolase I activity
Source: RefSeq, a predicted model, not a curated record